AUGUGGUACCAUGCGUUCCUGUGUUUUGUGUGUCUGGGCUCCCCUUUUGUCGCAGGUUCACGUCAAGGACGCGAGCUGGAGGAGACCGGGCAGUGUGCACCUAUACCUCCCUUGGUGGACCCCUGUCAAGCCUCGGAGUGCGAAGCACAAGAAACGGUGCAUUUUGCAGGUGUGCAGCCUGCCACGCGGGUCAAGCCUUUGCUCGCAAUUCAGCAUGGCCCUUGUGGAAAGCAUGGCCAGAGGAAAGGCAUCGUGGUGCUGCGGAGAAAAUGCCACGCGAGCAGGUACAUUCUAGAUUUGCCGGUGCCCAUAGUUUUGGAUACUCGGCCAUGGCGUUGCCUUGCAUGCGGGCUCUACUUUCCUGUCAAGGUCAAUGAUAUACAGAAUCGUUUUCCGGGCACUUUGGUUGCUAAGUGCGCGAAGCAAGCCCAUGUUUUCUUCACGAAGAGAUUCCUGCAACUUAUCAUUGGCAAAUUCGGGGAGACCUUCAACGCCGCCGCGGUCAAACGGUUCAUAUUAGACCUCUACCUGGCCAAUACCAUCUACAUCAAUCACGCGGAGAGGGCUCUAUGGGCCAUCGAUUCCAUUCCACGCCUGUCCUCCUUGCGCUUCAUGCUGCGGGAAGCCUUGCUAUCUUACUUGCCUGGACUAAUCCGACAUAUUGAAGAACAUGUCCAUGUGUACAGUGGCUCAGCAAUACGGGGAGAUGGUCACUACAAAGUGGCUGCGCGUAUUCGCGUCGCUGACGGAACACCUCCCAGUGUCAUAUAUGCGUGGUGUGGUGUUGAUGGGGCUCUGCUCCGCCCGCCUGCUGCCCUGGCAAGCGAGACAUGGCCUGUCUUGAAGGAGGACCUGGCCAAAUUGAUCCCUGAUUUGGCGCGCAACAGGAAGCGGGCUGGCCUGCCGGGACAGGCGGUAUACCCAGCUUUCCACGCGACAGACACCUAUGGAAAACAUCGACUCAAAUUGCAGUCCUUCUACACCAGCUUGGCAGAGCCGCAGCUGUCGGUGUCCGCCAAGACACCCCAGGCAGAGGCGCAGUCAGCAGAGCCAGCAGAGAAGUACUGCCCUACCUUGAUCACAGGUGAUCCUGCGCACGAUUGCUUCGCCUUGCGACGUUUGGUGAGUACAAAAUCAACUGAUGCCCAUGCUUUCCUGAGCGCUCACCGAGACUUGAUGGAGAGGUUGAGUUUGCCAAGUCCCCCGCAUGCGUCCUAUGCCAGUGACAAAAGCUCCAUGUGCGAAUUGCCGGAGGAAGCCAGGUCAGCAUUGCAGCUCCUCAUUUCAGAUGGUGCGAAGGGUAAGGAGAAAUGCGGGCAGAGCACUCUCCAGCAAGUCCACGCCUUUUUGCAGCAACCUUAUGUCACAGAAGCGACUACGUGGCAGGAACUGUAUGGCCGACAGCCUCCCCGAUGUGUCGUCUCUACCCUGCUGCGGGUCCUCGGCAAACAGGAUGACCUUCAUCCAACCUUACAGAGAUGGAACUACAGAAGUAAGAAAGAAUUUCGUGUUGAGAGCCGACGCAUUUUGCGAUGGUGGUCUCGCUGUGUGCGCCACAAGGCUACUUUUAGGAAGCGCAUCCUACGAGAUCGGCAGAAGGCAUUUUGGACGCGCAAAGUAUGCGCUGUCAACACCAAAGUUCGGGGUCACUUCAAGCGCAUGAGGAAACCAUUGCGGGUCGAAGGGUUUUUUGCUUGGAAGCAAGCUGCUGAGGCGACCCGGGCAGCCGCCAUCCCAGUCCAGUCUGGGACAAUUCCAGUUGAGAGGUACUGGGCUUGCCUGUUGACCUAUCUCCCCACAUCGUCCCAGUACAUUUCUUACAAGUGGUACUCAGUGUUAGCUGGUUUGGCCUUUGUGAAGUACAAUUACCAUCACUUUGCAGGUAAAGCGCUGUCAGGGAUAGCGGAGAGAGACGUAGACGUGCAGAGCAAAAUUGAGACAGCGACGAUGCUUGCCCGAGUCCUGCACAGUGCUGAGGAGAGCCGGUGCAAGCAUUUGAACGCUCUGUUCGAUCCUUUCCGGGACGAUGAGCAUUGCUGA
This is a messenger RNA of Durusdinium trenchii, 2040 nucleotides long. Lineage: Eukaryota; Dinophyceae; Suessiales; Symbiodiniaceae. The record is from the annotation of a GenBank genome assembly.